Messenger RNA from Solanum tuberosum (potato), 1627 nucleotides. Its product is annotated as protein ASPARTIC PROTEASE IN GUARD CELL 2-like. Bases 25 to 1368 code for a protein of 447 amino acids. The record is from RefSeq and is a predicted model, not a curated record. Gene Ontology annotation, biological process: proteolysis. Gene Ontology annotation, molecular function: aspartic-type endopeptidase activity. Lineage: Eukaryota; Viridiplantae; Streptophyta; Magnoliopsida; Solanales; Solanaceae. The transcript has 2 exons.
GUCAUAUUGCCUUCAGAAAUUAUAAUGGCUACUUAUUUCUUCUUCUUCAUUUUUCUAAUUAUUUCUACAAGAACUUUAGCUUAUGAUGAUUCUUGUUCUUUUAAUUCCAAAAAAGGAAAUUCAGACCUUUCUGUUAUUCAUAUUUAUGGAAAAUGUUCACCUUUUAACUCACCAAAACCUUCUUCAUCAUGGAUUAAUACUGUAAUCAACAUGGCCUCUAAAGAUCCACAAAGGCUCUCUUAUUUAUCAAGUUUAGUUGUGUCCAAAAAGCCCACUAAUGUUCCCAUUGCUUCAGGCCAACAACUCUUCAACAUAGGUAACUAUGUGGUUCGGGUCAAGAUGGGUACUCCGGGUCAACAAAUGUACAUGGUUUUGGAUACAAGUAAUGAUGCUGCAUUUGUUCCAUGUGGUGGUUGUGUUGGUUGCUCUUCUAAUACUUUGUUUGCCCCAUCUACUUCCACUACUUUCGGGUCGGUGGACUGCUCCGUACCCGAAUGUACUCAAGUCCGAGGGAGUCUCUCGUGCCCGACUACCGGGUCAGUAGUUGGAUCAAGUACUGCUUGCUUCUUUAACCAAUCGUAUGGCGGAGAUUCAUCUUUCUACGCCACGUUGUCACGUGACUCCCUUGGACUAGCCAAUGACGUUGUCCCGAAUUAUGCUUUCGGGUGCAUAAGUUCCGUGUCCGGGACCUCAAUUCCACCACAAGGGUUAUUGGGCUUGGGCCGUGGGUCAAUGUCAUUGAUGUCACAAUCUGGAUCUCUUUAUUCUGGCAUAUUCUCAUACUGUUUGCCUAGUUUUAAAUCAUAUUAUUUCUCUGGAUCACUCAAGCUCGGACCCGUGGGCCAACCCAAAAAUAUUAAAACCACCCCACUACUAAAGAACCCGAGACGACCAUCUCUGUACUACGUGAACCUGACAAGUGUAAGCGUGGGGCGAGUUCCGGUCCCGAUUGCACCCGAACACCUUGCGUUUGACCCGAACACCGGUGCGGGCACGGUAAUUGACUCAGGUACGGUCAUAACCCGAUUCGUCCAACCGGCUUACGAGGCGAUUAGGGAUGAAUUUAGGAAACAAGUGAAUGGGACAUUUAGCUCAUUAGGUGCAUUUGAUACAUGUUUUGUAUCACAAAAUGAGGCAGUGAUACCAACUAUAACAUUGCACUUUGAGGGAAUGGACUUGAAAUUGCCAAUGGAGAACACAUUGAUACAUAGUAGUGCCACUCCCUUGGCAUGUUUGGCUAUUGCAUCAGCACCAAAUAAUGUAAAUUCAGUGUUGAAUGUGAUAGCCAAUUUGCAACAACAAAAUCUGAGGAUUAUGUUUGACACGGCUAAUUCGCGUGUUGGAAUUGCUCACGAAGUUUGUAACUGAGUGUCCCUCGUACCCUAAAUAUGUAGUCACACCCGUGUCUGAUACUUCAAAAAAUGAUGGACGACGUUGUUAUUAUUAAGUCUUUGCUUUCCUUUUAUUUGUUGUUUGGAAGAGAAAAUUUACUCUUCAAUUUAGUACACUUGGUGAAAAAGUUCAUCAAGUACUUUAAUUUCCUUGUGUUACUAUUUGGACUGAAUUAAUGUUGUGUUCAGUAAUUUGGUGCAUUUAGAAAAUUAUCAGUCUGUUUAAUUUUGCUUAA